Colletotrichum phormii is the source of this 522-nucleotide messenger RNA. RefSeq names its product SNF2 family N-terminal domain-containing protein. Bases 1 to 522 code for a protein of 173 amino acids. Gene Ontology annotation, molecular function: ATP binding; ATP-dependent chromatin remodeler activity. Gene Ontology annotation, cellular component: nucleus. The record is from RefSeq and is a predicted model, not a curated record. NCBI's taxonomy places the organism in Eukaryota, Fungi, Ascomycota, Sordariomycetes, Glomerellales, Glomerellaceae. Gene Ontology annotation, biological process: DNA repair. The transcript has 9 exons.
AUGUCGACGAGAUUGGUCGAACAACGUUCCGGUGGGACACUUGUUGUAGUGCCUCUCUCACUUCUCGACAACUGGGGAAUGGAAUUGUGCAAACACCUUUCUGGGGAUUACUUCAACUGGCGUCGUCAUCAUGCACAAAACCGACUGCAAGAUAUGUAUCACUUGAGCACGAGUGACAUCAUCCUCACGACCUAUACGACACUUGCGAAGGAGUGGAAAGCUCAUGUAACAGCCAACGCAAGCCUAAUUUUCUCACAUGAGUGGCAUCGAAUCAUUUUGGACGAAGCACAUGAGAUCAAGGACCUCAAAACAGCAAAAGCCCAAGCCAACGACGAGAUCACCGGCGGCACCUUCAUCUCAGCCCCCAGGAGCAACGUAUCUCUUAACGACGCCGGAAUCUACUACGCCAAGAUUGACGGCAAAAAAAACUUAAGCCCAUGGGCCGUCCGUACUUUUGUUAUCAUUGGGUUACGGCGUAGUUGGGUUGACGCUCACUGCUGCUUCGAGAGCAUAUUUACUUGA